Funneliformis mosseae is the source of this 327-nucleotide messenger RNA. The record is from the annotation of a GenBank genome assembly. Lineage: Eukaryota; Fungi; Glomeromycota; Glomeromycetes; Glomerales; Glomeraceae.
AUGGGAAAACCUCAAUGUCAUGCACGCUGCCAAAGGAACCUCCAGGAGAAAGAAGCUUACGUUGCAAGCAUGAAGGCUGAAAUUCCAACAAAAAGACAGCUCUGGAUCUGUUUGUAUGAAAUGUUGUGCAAUAGACUAAAUGAAAUUUCUUCUCAUCUCUCCCGUUAUGAUAAUAGGUUCAGAGAACAACGAACAAUUCACGAGAACCUUCGUUUUCAUUGCAACCAUAUGCGAUCCGAAGUAACACAUCUGCGAAACCUUCUUAAGGUCCAGAAUGUUCAAGAAUUGACAAGCCCUACGAUACAAAGAAUUUCAACUAUCUGCUGA